CUGCAUACAAUCACUGAAAAAGUCACUAUUUGGUAGGGUUUCAAGGUUACAAAACAAGGUUUACGAAGAUCUAUGCCUAGUUGGCAAGCGGUAUCAUCAACCAGGCAUGCGCCUUCGGGACAAUUCAUGUCUAUGCACCAAAGCCUUGGCCUUCAACUUGCACAGCUCAGCCGAGAUGCCUCUGCUGCAGGUGCAGCACGCCGCAUAAACACUCAGAGAAAGAAUGUAGAAAUAGAGUCCGUCGCAGCAGGGAAAGCAGAGAAUCAACAAGUGGUAAAGAAGUACUUCCGAUUGGAGCUUCAGGAGAAGGAACAAGAAGAUAUAGAUGAAGACAUUGCUUCCAAGGCUCUAGAAAAUGGAUUUAUUGCUGUAACUCCUCUACAUGUCAGUGUACUCGCCGAGCCUGACAUUCAAGCCUCAACAGCAGAUUGGAUUACCUCCGCUCUCAACUGAUUUGAAGGUGGUCUUUAACACAUUUAUUGGUUGUAGAUCGGUUCAUUUGCCUGCUUGAAGUGUUGUGUCAAUUCUAAUUUGUGGCCCUGUUUUUUGUCAUUCUCUGAUACUAAAUUAUUUGUUGUAGCUUUAAAAGGUACCCAUGUUUGGCCAGUUGAAUUUCUAAGGCAAUAUGUGGUACUGACACCAGGAGCACCUCACAUUUGCUUGAGUGUGCUUUUGUUUUGAUUUUUGAUUUUUUUUCUUUGCUGUGUUUUUGAAGGUGUUUUUCUGUGUAAA
Molecule: messenger RNA, 732 nt
Organism: Dioscorea cayenensis subsp. rotundata (Guinea yam)
Lineage: Eukaryota; Viridiplantae; Streptophyta; Magnoliopsida; Dioscoreales; Dioscoreaceae
Exons: 4
Coding region: 73-453 (126 amino acids)
Molecular function (GO): nucleotidase activity
Source: RefSeq, a predicted model, not a curated record